AUGAUGAUGUUAUCAAUCAGUUUAUUGAUCGUCUAUUUUUUGACUUUUUCUACACACGUUCAUGGUCAAAACAAAUGUGAAGCUUUUAUUGAUUUAACUCUUAUUAUUGAUUCAUCUGGAAGUAUAUCACCUGGUGAUUUUGAACAAGGCAAAAAAGCAUUACUUGAUCUCGUUAGUCGUCUUAAUGUUGGUACAGAAAAAGCUGGUGUCGCUAUUAUUAAUUUUUCAUCAAAUAUGUCACUUAGUGCUCAAACAGAUGUAUUUGAAUUUGAUCGAAUGAAUUUACUUCAACAAGUAGCUGAACUUCCACAUUUUGCUCAAAAUACAGCUACAGGUGAUGCUCUUGCUUUAGCUGAUUUAUAUUGUCAAGCUAGAUGUCGACCUGCUACAAAAGCUGUUCCAAGAAUUUUUGCUAUAUUUACUGAUGGACAUAGUAAUGAAGGUCGACCAGCAAUACCAGCUGCUCAAGCUUUACGUUCAAGUCCAGUUGAAGGAACAAUAUUUGCUGUUGGCAUUGGCAAUAUUGGUACAGCAGGUGAUGCUGAAUUACUUGGCAUUGCUGGUGAUCCUGAUUAUGUCUUAAGUAUUGCUUCAUAUCUUGAUUUAGCUCGUGUUACAAAUGCAAUAACAACGAAAAUGUGUGAAUUUCCAGCAUUUGUUUUACCUAAUAUUAAAGUACAAGGUAAAAUGACAGGAAAUUCAAGUCGAUAUUAUAAAAUGCAUACAUUAAAAAAACUUAGAAAGAAUGCUUUCUUUGAAAUUGAAAUGAGAGAUCGUGCAGGAAAAACUACAGUAUAUACAUCGACAACAAGUAAAAAACCAUCUUCAUCUUCAUCAAGAAGUAUUAGUAGUCGUGCUGUUGGAGGUGGCAAUACAUAUACGACUUAUGUACCAUCAAGCGCAGAAAAUUUUUAUUUUAGUGUAAAAGGUGUAGAGGUUAAUUUGAAUCAAUAUGAUUUUAUUGUACGUGUUCGACCUCUUGAUUUUUGA
Messenger RNA from Rotaria sp. Silwood2, 990 nucleotides. The record is from the annotation of a GenBank genome assembly. Lineage: Eukaryota; Metazoa; Rotifera; Eurotatoria; Philodinida; Philodinidae.